AUGAAAGCAACCCUUGUUCGUCGACAUGAGUAUCGACAGUAUAUAUGCACGUCUUUUACCCUAAAUGGUUGCAACUCCCUGCAUUUGUCAGGACAACCGCAGAACAUCAGUCAUCACGACCUACCACUCAAGAAGAGUGCGACCGCUUUGAGGCAGGAGAACUCUGUUCGAUCCAUUUCGAGUUGCCUAACACAGUUCAGAGCGCUUUUCACAGCAGACUCGCCUAACGCUCGAAAUGAUGGCACAGCUUGCGUCCAAAGCAAGGAAAGUUCCAUGAUCUUACUAGGAUUGGUGAACAAGUUAUUGAAGUGCAUUGUGAGGUCGUCUGUUCAGAUUCAAACAUCGCGUCAGAAUUCUAAGCCAAAAUAG
Necator americanus (New World hookworm) is the source of this 369-nucleotide messenger RNA. RefSeq lists its product as uncharacterized. The transcript is spliced from 5 exons. The coding region runs from base 1 to 369 and encodes 122 amino acids. NCBI's taxonomy places the organism in Eukaryota, Metazoa, Nematoda, Chromadorea, Rhabditida, Ancylostomatidae. The record is from RefSeq and is a predicted model, not a curated record.